AUGACCGAAUUAAAAGAUCUUAUUGCGCAAAGACGACGCGUAAAAACACGCAUUACUCUUUUUGAAAAAUACUUAACGCCUCUUUUAGAAACUAAAUUAAAUAAAAGUCAAUCUAAUGAAUUAAGUUUAAGGUUGAGUAAGUUUCAAGAUCUGUCAUAUAAUUUCGAUGAAUUGCAAUCAAAAAUCGAGUCUUUAGAUAUUGAGGACGAAGGCCUACAGAUGAAAGAAAGAGAAGAGAUUGAAAAUAGAUUUUUUAAAUUAAUAGCGCAAGCACAAGAAAUGUUACAAAUUUUUGAAAACGCAUUAAAAAUCGAAUCCGGAUCGGUGUCUGUCAGCGGAUCCGACCGGUCAAAGCAUCGUGGGGUAAAGUUGCCACCGCUUAAAAUUCCUCCAUUUAACGGGGACCAAAGUAAAUGGAUAGAAUUUAGAGACAUGUAUUUAUCGUUAAUACACAAUAAUGAUACCAUCGAGGACAUAAAUAAAUUUCAUUAUCUCAAGUCGUACCUAGAAGAUUCAGCAAGCGCAGUCAUAAAUUCUGUCACAGUAUCAUCUAUCAACUACUCAACAGCUUGGUCACUUCUUUGUGACAGAUACAAUAAUAAGCGACUUCUGAUUAAUGAACAUAUAAAAGGUUUAUUUUCUAUAGAACCUAUCAGUAGGGAAUCCGAACAAUGUUUACGUAAUUUAAUUGAUAACAUAACCAAAAAUUUAAAUGCCCUAAAUUCACUAGGAGAACCAACAGAGCAUUGGGAUUCUCUGAUCAUUUACCUGGCUUCUUCAAAACUGGACUCAUCUACAGCCAGAAAAUGGGAGGAGUUUAGGAGCACCCACGACAACGUGAAGCUUAGUAAUUUUUUUGAAUUUCUGCGUCAGCGAGCAACAGUGUUGGAGACUGUUCAUGCUAAUAAACCCAUUAAAUCAGAUAAACGCAAUCAAUUUGUUAAAUCAAAGUCAUUUAUUGCAGCGUCACCUUCUUCACCUUCAUCAUCAUCAUCAUCUUCGUAUACCAACAAAGCAUGUUUAGCUUGUAAGCUAGACCAUAAAUUAUAUAAUUGCCCAAAAUUUAAAUCGAUGUCAGUAGAUGACAGAAUUGCGAAAGUUCACGAAUGGCAAAUUUGCACAAACUGCCUCCGUGAAGGGCACAGUCAUUUCAACUGUAGACUGGGUGGUUGCCGCUUCUGUAAACGAAAACAUAAUUCAAUUUUACAUAGACAGUCUUCUCUUCACUAUAUUCAACCACCGACACAAACAUCUACAUCAUCAUCAUCGUCACAAAGUCGCGAAGGAACUACUACAUCACUUCCAACAUCUAAUAUUAAAGUUCCUAGACAUAACAGCUUACCUUCUUCCUCUUCUGGUCCUACCGAUAUGAAGGAUCCUUCUUGCGUUGUUAGUAUGUCUUCUGUGUCCUCAAACCAAGCUCUUCUGUCUACGGCUUUGGUAAAGGUAACAACUAAUGGCAAAUCAUUUACAUUGAAAGCUUUAUUGGAUAGUGGAAGUCAAUCUUCUUUUAUAACCGAAGCUGCACGAACGAAGAUUGGUCUACCAACAGUGAAAAACUAUCUUCGUUCGGUAUGCGGUCUCAACAAUUCUGUAAUUAAGAUUACCGAACAUUGCAAUAUUGUCAUCCACUCUACAUACAACACAUUUAGCAUGCCUGUCAGAUGCUACAUCAUUCCUCUUAUUACUGACAAGCUGCCUCAAGUCAACAUCAAUAUCGAAAGUCUACAAAUACCUAACCACAUCCACUUAGCGGAUCCCAACUUCUUUGUUUCUUCAGAAGUUGACAUGCUUCUCGGAGCUGACGUCUUCUGGGAUCUACUUUGUUCUUCUAGAUUUAAAUUGGGUCUUCAUAUGCCCACACUACAAGAAACUCAACUAGGUUGGAUAGUUGCUGGCCCCAUGGGGGGGAAACGUAGCAACACUUCGGAUAUUUAUUGCAACUUCAGCAAGGAAAUACAACAGCAACUUUCUAAGUUUUGGGAGCUUGAAGAAGUACCUGCAGAAACGUCUUCUUUCAAUGAACACUUUUGUGAAAAACUAUUUAAUGAAACUACUUACCGAGAUAAAGAUGGGAGAUUUUGUGUACAAAUUCCUUUCCGCGAUUCAGCUGAUACUCUAGGUGAUUCCUAUAAUAUUGCUAAAAGGAGAUUAAUUCAAGUAGAAAAAAAAUUAAGUAAAAACCCGAAUUUACGUUCAGAAUACAAUAAAUUCAUGAAAGAAUAUGAAGACUUAGGCCAUAUGUCGGAAGUUACUGAUUAUGAUGAUCAUGGCUGUUUCUUGCCGCAUCAUGCAGUAAUUCGAGAAAGCAGUGAAACCACGAAGACUCGAGUUGUAUUUGACGCGUCUUCAAAAACCUCGAAUAAUAUUGCACUUAAUGACAUACAAGCAACGUCAUCUUCAAAUGAUUUUGUGGCGUGA
This is a messenger RNA of Maniola jurtina (meadow brown), 2421 nucleotides long. RefSeq lists its product as uncharacterized. The coding region runs from base 1 to 2421 and encodes 806 amino acids. Lineage: Eukaryota; Metazoa; Arthropoda; Insecta; Lepidoptera; Nymphalidae. The transcript is spliced from 2 exons. The record is from RefSeq and is a predicted model, not a curated record.